CGUGGCAUGAUAGUAAGAUGCUCAUUUCAUUCAGUCCGUGGCCAGUUGUUGGCGAAAGUCGAAGUGUUUUUGUUUCUAAAAGUUGUAUUGUAUAAAAUCAAAAAAGUGCCAAGUAGAAAUUAAAAGUGCCGUUACAACACAGAAGUGAUUACAUGCAUACAUUUCACCUUAAGCGUUUGUGAUUUUCCAACUACACAAAUACAUACAUAUUAAUUAAAACAGAGUAACAAUGCAGCAUUUAAGCCGCGUAUCUACGCUCCAACUUGUCGCACUCACACAUACAACCAUAAAAUCAUGGCAAGUGCCACGUGUACUCAUGCAAACACGUUGCUUAGCGACCGUGCCAGUGGGUGAGGUGUUAUUUCCCUCGAAAUCUGACUUUCCCAGCCGUCAUAUAGGGCCGCGUAAAACGGAUGUGGUGUCAAUGUUGGAUACGCUAGACUUUAAGUCCUUGGAGGAGCUUACGAAUAAGGCCGUUCCCAAGCGCAUACAACUGAAGCGAGAUUUGAACUUGGAUAAACCGUUAAAUGAGCACGAGCUAGUGCGCCAUAUACGUGAGAUCGCCAAUCGCAAUGAGAUUUGGCGCUCAUAUAUCGGUAUGGGUUACCACAAUUGUCAUGUGCCGCAUACAAUUGUACGCAACGUCUUUGAAAAUCCCGGCUGGUUUACGCAGUACACACCCUACCAACCGGAAAUCUCGCAAGGCCGCCUGGAAUCGCUAUUGAAUUAUCAAACGCUGGUUGCUGAAAUGACCGGAUUGGAUGUGGCAAACGCCUCGCUACUGGAUGAAGGCACCGCCGCCGCAGAGGCUAUGAGCCUGUGUACGAGACACAACAAGCGCAAGAAGAUUUAUCUCUCGAACAAGUUGCAUCCACAAACUUUGUCUGUGGUGCAGACACGCGCCGAAGCUUUGGAGUUCGUAACGGAAAUUGGUCCAAUUGAGAAUGCUGAUUUGGCGGCGCGGGAAAUAUCUGGCAUUUUGUUACAAUAUCCUGAUACUUUUGGUGAUGUGAGGGACUUUGUGGAUGUUGCUGAGAAAGCGCGCAAAAAUGGUACACUCAUUGUAGUCGCCACAGAUCUGCUCGCGCUGACACUGCUCCGCCCGCCAGCUGAAUUUGGUGCCGAUAUCGCUAUUGGCACAUCGCAACGUUUGGGCGUACCGCUCGGGUAUGGCGGUCCGCAUGCAGGCUUCUUUGCUUGCAAACAAAACUUGGUGCGCCUGAUGCCGGGACGCAUGAUCGGUGUAACGCGCGAUAACGACGGUAACGAUGCCUAUCGUUUGGCUUUACAGACCCGCGAGCAGCACAUACGCCGCGACAAGGCUACCAGCAACAUUUGCACCGCGCAAGCGCUGCUCGCCAACAUGUCUGCCAUGUAUGCUGUAUACCACGGACCCGAAGGUCUUAAGGAGAUCGCAAACCGCAUACACCACUUCACACUGGCACUGCAAACAGGAUUGCAAAUGGCCGGACAUCGAGUAAAUAACAAACAUUUUUUCGAUACUUUGCAUGUAACGCCAUCAGAGAGUUUGCCGAGCGAGGAAAUCAAAUUGCGCGCGGCGGAAAAGCGCAUCAACUUCCGCUACUUCCCGGAUGGCAGCGUGAGCGUGGCACUAGACGAGACGGUGGGUGCGCGUGACGUCAAUGAUCUGCUGUGGGUCUUCCAGUGCAAGUCAUUGGACGAGAUACUAGCAGAGCGCGAUAUACUCUCAAGCUCCAUUGAGCGUUCGAAAUUCCUGCGCACGUCCCCCUUUUUGCAGCAUCCCAUUUUUAGUUCACAUCACAGCGAGUCUCGUAUGGUGCGCUAUAUGAAGCGUUUGGAGAAUAAGGAUAUUUCGCUUGUGCACUCCAUGAUUCCGCUCGGCUCGUGCACCAUGAAGCUAAAUUCCACUACCGAAAUGAUUCCAUGCUCAUUCCGUCACUUCACCGAUAUACAUCCGUUCGCGCCCGUCGAACAAGCAAAGGGCUAUCACCAAAUGUUUAACGAGCUCGAGAAGGAUCUCUGCGAGAUUACGGGCUAUGACAAAAUCUCAUUCCAACCCAACUCCGGCGCACAAGGCGAGUACGCUGGUCUGCGUGCCAUUCGCAGGUAUCAUGAACACCGCAACGAGGGCCACCGCAACGUUUGUUUGAUACCUAUCUCGGCGCAUGGCACCAACCCGGCAUCAGCGCAAAUGGCUGGUAUGAAGGUCGAACCCAUACGUAUUCUCUCGGACGGCAGCAUUGAUAUGACACAUUUGCGCGACAAGGCAGCAGAGCAUGAUAGUGAUUUGUCCUGCCUGAUGAUCACCUACCCAUCCACAAUGGGAGUGUUUGAGGAAACCGUUGCUGAUAUAUGUGAGCUCAUACACAAACACGGCGGUCAGGUUUACUUGGAUGGGGCUAACAUGAAUGCCCAAGUCGGUCUCUGCCGCCCUGGCGAUUAUGGCAGUGAUGUAUCGCAUUUGAAUUUGCAUAAGACUUUCUGCAUACCUCACGGCGGUGGCGGUCCCGGCAUGGGUCCAAUCGGCGUAAAAGCACACCUGGCGCCCUAUUUACCAGGACAUCCAGUUAUCAGUCCGGUGGAAUGCGAACAGGAAAGUUUCGGUGUUGUUUCUGCAGCGCCUUUCGGUUCUUCGGCCAUUCUACCGAUUUCAUGGUCCUAUAUCAAGCUUAUGGGUAGUCGUGGGCUUAAGCGUGCCACACAAGUAGCUAUACUUAAUGCGAACUACAUGUCCAAGCGAUUAGAAAACCACUACAAAACUCUUUACAAAUCAUCAACGAGCGGACUUGUGGCGCACGAGUUCAUUCUCGAUUUGCGUGAUCUGAAGAAAACUGCCAACAUUGAGGCGGUGGACAUUGCUAAGCGUCUAAUGGACUAUGGUUUCCAUGCACCCACUAUGUCUUGGCCGGUGGCUGGCACUUUGAUGAUUGAACCUACUGAGUCAGAGGACAAGGAAGAGUUGGAUCGCUUUUGCGAUGCAAUGAUUUCGAUACGGGAAGAGAUUGUCGAUAUUGAGGAGGGACGUAUGGACAAAGUGGUGAAUCCACUGAAGAUGGCGCCGCAUACGCAAGCGCAAGUCAUCUCAGACAAAUGGGGCAGGCCAUAUACCCGCGAGCUGGCUGCUUUCCCAGCGUUAUUUGUUAAACCAGACUCAAAGAUUUGGCCCACUGUUGGCCGAAUUGACGAUGCCUAUGGAGAUAAACAUUUGGUUUGCACUUGCCCGCCUAUUCUGCCUGACAUUUAGAUACUAGAUUCGCGGUCUACUUUUGAUGUCUUAUAUUUAAGUAUAAAUAAGUUUUUGUAUAUUAAUAAAGUAUAAUAAAUGUUUAGUAUUUA
This is a messenger RNA of Rhagoletis pomonella (apple maggot), 3318 nucleotides long. Its product is annotated as glycine dehydrogenase (decarboxylating), mitochondrial. Bases 230 to 3226 code for a protein of 998 amino acids. Lineage: Eukaryota; Metazoa; Arthropoda; Insecta; Diptera; Tephritidae. Gene Ontology annotation, cellular component: glycine cleavage complex; mitochondrion. Gene Ontology annotation, molecular function: pyridoxal phosphate binding; glycine dehydrogenase (decarboxylating) activity; glycine binding. The record is from RefSeq and is a predicted model, not a curated record. The transcript has 6 exons. Gene Ontology annotation, biological process: glycine decarboxylation via glycine cleavage system.